Messenger RNA from Cheilinus undulatus (humphead wrasse), 3473 nucleotides. Its product is annotated as segment polarity protein dishevelled homolog DVL-3-like. NCBI's taxonomy places the organism in Eukaryota, Metazoa, Chordata, Actinopteri, Labriformes, Labridae. The transcript has 15 exons. Gene Ontology annotation, biological process: canonical Wnt signaling pathway; intracellular signal transduction. Gene Ontology annotation, cellular component: cytosol. Gene Ontology annotation, molecular function: frizzled binding. The record is from RefSeq and is a predicted model, not a curated record. The coding region runs from base 478 to 2532 and encodes 684 amino acids.
GCUCUCCUCCUCUCCUGUGGAUGGCGCCCCUCUGAGACAGGCUUGGACGAUUUUGUGCAGUUUCGUGUGCAACAAAGUACCGAGCCUGGCUGCCAGGGAGAAGAAAAAAACCGACCCCCUCAUACAGUGGUUAUUUUCCCAACGUUUUCAUACAGUUUCAGUUAUUUCAUAGCUUCCAGCUGUUUAUUUCAAGUUUGAUACAAACUGGAACUUACGUGAUCAGCUCUUCAGUCGGUGUUUGGACGCGUUGUGGGAAAACGAGGUGCUUAUUUGAAUUGAAGGCAGGCUUAGCACUGACGAGCUGGAAAAGAAAAAGGAGGACCAGGACUACGAAGCGUGUCGGUCAACCAGGGAGAGCCGGAGGACCACGGUACAGCCGCCGCCAGCGCCACGGGGAGUCGGGGCCCGAGAGGGAACCUGCUUGCCAGGCCCGCGGCUUGAUGCACCCUGCCUGCCUCGCCUUAGCCGCAGUCCGAGAUGGGGGAGACCAAAAUUAUCUACCACCUCGACGACCAGGAAACACCGUAUCUGGUGAAACUGUCGGUCCCGGCGGACAAAGUCACCCUGGCAGACUUCAAAAAUGUCCUCAAGAAGCCAAAUUACAAAUUUUUCUUCAAAUCCAUGGACGAUGACUUCGGGGUGGUAAAGGAGGAAAUAUCUGACGACAACGCCAAGCUGCCUUGUUUUAAUGGACGUGUGGUUUCAUGGCUGGUCUCUGGCGACGGAGCCCACACAGAUGCAGGAUCAGUGGCAGAUAGUUUAGAAGCGGCACCUCCUCUGGAGAGAACUGGGGGCAUCGGGGACUCAAGACCACCUUCCUAUCAUGGGAAGGCAGCGAGUGGUCGGGACAGUUUGGACAAUGACACAGAAACUGGCUCUAUGGCAUCGCAAAGGAGAGAACGGGAGAGGCCACGGCGGAAACACACUAAUGACCACGGUGGAAGACAGAACGGUUUUUCAUCCCGGCCCAUUGGACGUGGGGGCCCUGAGUAUGACAGUUGCUCGUCCUUCAUGAGCAGCGAGCUGGAGUCUACUUCCUGCUUUGAUUCAGAGGAUGAUGAUGCAACCAGCAGAUUCAGUAGCUCCACUGAGCAGAGCUCCUCUCGUCUAAUGAGACGACACCGCCGUCGCCGACGGAAGCCCAAGGCCUCCAAUAUGGACAGGUCCUCAUCAUUCAGCAGCAUCACAGACUCCACUAUGUCUCUGAACAUCAUCACUGUCACUCUUAACAUGGAGAAGUACAACUUUCUAGGCAUCAGUAUUGUGGGUCAGAGUAAUGAGAGGGGAGAUGGAGGGAUCUACAUCGGCUCCAUCAUGAAGGGAGGAGCCGUGGCUGCAGACGGACGCAUCGAGCCCGGAGACAUGCUGUUACAGGUGAACGAUAUAAACUUUGAGAACAUGAGCAAUGAUGAUGCCGUUCGAGUCCUGAGGGACAUUGUACACAAACCAGGCCCUAUUACUCUGACUGUGGCCAAGUGCUGGGACCCCAACCCUCGGAGCUGCUUUGCACUGCCCAGGAGUGAGCCAAUCCGGCCCAUCGACCCAGCUGCGUGGGUAUCUCACACGGCAGCCAUGACUGGGGUGUACCCUGCGUAUGGCAUGAGCCCUUCCAUGAGUACUGUCACAUCCACCAGCUCCUCUAUCAGCAGCUCUAUCCCUGAGACUGAACGAUUCGAUGACUUCCACCUCUCCAUCCACAGCGACAUGGCAACAGUUGCCAAGGCGAUGGCCUGCCCCGAGUCAGGUCUGGAGGUGCGAGACAGGAUGUGGCUCAAGAUAACUAUCGCUAACGCUUUUAUUGGCUCUGAUGUGGUCGACUGGCUCUUCCAUCAUGUUGAAGGGUUCUCAGAUCGCAGAGAGGCCCGCAAAUACGCUAGCAACCUUCUAAAGGCGGGCUACAUCCGACACACCGUCAACAAAAUCACCUUCUCUGAACAAUGUUACUACAUCUUUGGAGAUCUCUGUGGCAACAUGACUCACCUGUCCAUUCAUGACCAUGAUGGUUCCAGUGGGGGUGCCUCAGAUCAGGACACCCUCCCUCCUCUGCCACAUCCCGGGGCAGCUCCCUGGCCCAUGCCCCUGCCCUACCAGUUCCCCAUUCCUCACCCAUAUGACCUGCCACAACCCUUCCAUGGAGGGCCAGGAGCUGGCAGUGCAGGAAGCCAGCACAGCGGAAGCAGCGGUUCCAACUGCAGUAAGAAUGAAGGGCGGAAGUCUGGUGGAAGCGGCAGCGAAACAGAGAUCAGGAGCCACCGAGCUCCAAGCGAGCGCUCAGUGGCUCCCCCUAGUGAGCGAAGCGUACGUAGCUCCAUCAGCCACCGCAGUGCCAACUCCCACUCAAUAGCCUACGGUCCUGGCCUUGUUUACGGGCCCCCUGGUCUGCCCCCCCAGCCCCAACAUCUGUCUACAGCUGCACCUGGCGCCCCACCAGGCAGAGAGCUCGCCUCCGUGCCACCGGAGCUCACUGCCUCACGCCAGUCACUCCGCAUGGCGGUGGGCAAUGCAGGAGAAUUUUUUGUUGAUGUGAUGUAACAGGUUUUAGGCUGACAACAACGUAGCAGAAAGGGCCUUCUCGCGUCAUUUUAAGACUGAGAAGGACAGCAUGAAAAGACAAGAGGGAGGGAAGAUUGCAAAAGCUCUAACCCAAGGCCUUGAUUCAUCUACCCACAAAAGCAGAGAUGGAACAACUGUGCCGUGCAUGUAAAGAGAAAAUGUUCCUCCUCUCUUAUGCUUUUCUUCCUAGAAGUAGUGGACAUAUUUUCUUCAAUGAAGAAACCCCCUUGCUCAAGAUGGAACCAAAGCGCCUCUUUCUCCGUUUCCUCUCCUCGGUGGGGAAGAGUUUGCAUGAGGACAAAAGAGCAAGAGAGAGGGAGGGAAGUGGUGGAAACAGACAGCUGGGGAAGAUGACUCAGCGCUUUGCUACAUGGAUGUUUUUCAUUUGUUCUUCUUUUCUCUCUUCCCUCCUCUCUGCCUUCCUUAUCUGACUUUCUCUGUCCUCCCCCACCCCUGCUCACCACAGAACCAAGUGAAAGAAACCUCUUCCCUCCUUCUGUUCUUUCAAUCCCCUGACCUCUAACAAAGAAAAAAAGAAUGAAAGAAAGCCGAAAUGAACACUAACUGUUAACUUUAUUCAGACUUUUUAACUAUUUGCUUGACUUGAGAGAGAAAGAAAUGGAAAAAAAUUGUAUGUAGUGCAAGAGAAUCACAGUCCUUCUUACUGUAAGAAUGCAUUUGUUUUAUUAUAUACGUAGUUGUUCACAGCUAGUUUCAUUUAUCAAUGCUAAACAUGAGCAUCCAGCUUGAAGAGUCAUUUUUACACUACAUAACUGCAUUUUCAUCUGUUAACCAGAGCAUUUUCAGACUCUGUUGUGAUAAUGUAUAGUGGAAAAAAGUUUCUUACCAUGUCUUUCACACUACUCUUUUAUCAAGGAAAAAAAUGUCUUUUUAUUUAUAAAUAUAGUUUUAUGACUUAA